AUGUCUGGAGUUGUUAUAAAGAAGCCCAACCUGAAGCGCUUGCUGGCGGGGCAGAGAGAAGAACUUGCGUCAUUCCAGCCACCUGUGCAUCCGAUUCCUGAAUACCUUGGAUCGCCACUUCCAUAUUUAUCCAACCCAUAUCAUAUUCGCGGCACUCUUAUGGCGGUUGAACAGGAACCGGAGCCCAAUCAUGAAGCCGAUGGUGGGAAGCAACUGAUGGCAGACAUUAUGAAUGAAAGGGCGCGUAUCUGCCUUGAGGUGGAGAAGACACUUGCGCUGACAUGCAGGGUUCUUGAUAAAGCAGCACAGAAUGAUGGUGAACUCACUGAAUUGGCACGUGAGUCGCUUGCUAGGCUUACGGUUAUGGGCGAGGACCUCUCCAACCGAAUGAUUACCUCCAGAGAGUAG
Messenger RNA from Trypanosoma brucei brucei TREU927, 408 nucleotides. RefSeq lists its product as hypothetical. The transcript has a single exon. Lineage: Eukaryota; Euglenozoa; Kinetoplastea; Trypanosomatida; Trypanosomatidae. Bases 1 to 408 code for a protein of 135 amino acids. The record is from RefSeq and is a predicted model, not a curated record.